AACUACUUAACUUUAGAAUAGCGACUAUAUUCAAAAUAUUUGAUGAAAAUAAUCUAUAUAUGUAUUUACACGGUAAUAAUUAUAAUUAUUAGUGCUUUUAAAAUUCUACGAAAAAUUAUCAGACUCUAGACCUUUCUAACAACCUCAAUGUCAAUAUUUACAAUAAUCGCUGUCUUAAAUUCUAAGCUUGUAUUAUUUGGAAAGAAACUAUACAAAAUCAACUACUUCAUCAAUAAUCAACAUAACUAUAUAUCUCUGCAAAACUAAAAUAUUACUCAGUUUCAUUGACGUCGUUGCACCGAUAGCCUCUAAAUAAUUAUCCUGACUUUAACAACACAAUUUUUUGUUAUUUAUUAUAAAAUCUUUAUAAUUAUAAAAAUGGACGAAACAAGUGAAAAAUCUGGUACGUGGAUGAAAAUUUUUAAAAAUAACAAAAAAAGGUCAACAUCUCUUGAUACAAGUGACGUAACUUCGCCAAGCUCAUCAGGCUCGACAGAACAUGAAGCCAAUAAUAUUGAUGCAAUUAUUGGUAAAUUGGACACAAUUUCGAUUCACAGUGAUCAGCAGAUACCUUGUACUUCAUACUACCGAUCACAUGUGAGUGUUAAUCCCAAUGGUGAGGGUAGUAAUGGAGAAAUUUUUGAGAAAGUAGGAGCAACAAUUGAACUUUAUGUGUUGCAAGACAAUCAUCCGAAUAAAAAAUUGUUUGAUGAGAUACGGAAUAUUUUAAUAUGCUUCAAAUUACUUGGUAAGAUACCUAAGCUUGUAGACCAGCAGUGUCAUUUGGUUGAUUCUCAUAUGGAAAUCGAAAGCAAUCAUUGGAAGGAAAUAAAUGAAAGUAUGAAGCCUAAGCUAAGUACUUUGCAGAGAUUAAAAAAUGCUACAUUUUCAGUUCUGGAUAUAGUAGAGCUUCGAUCUUGUGUGAAAAGAAUUAAUAAUGACAAUAAGAUAAUCCACGAAUACUUGAAAGGAAAACAAAAGUUGAUAGACCGAUCUCUAUCGAUUUUGUGGUGUAAGAUCGUCAGUGAAUACGCCUUAACUUGCAAACAUAUACUCAUACGUAUUGCCUAUGAUAUGGAUUAUUUUUCGCCAGAUAAUAAUAAUAACAAGGAUCGCGCAUAUGUCUCCAUGAAAACCGAUCAACUGUUUGAUUUAAUUGAGAAGUUUGAAAUAAGUUUCAAAAAAUUAAAUGAAGCUUUCAAGAGCAUGGAUAGCAUUUUUCACAACAAUAAUGAGACUAUUUAUUCACUCCUGAACCCAGAAUUGUCUAUUUGCAUACUGCAUACUGCAUCGAUCAAGGAAAUAAUCAGCAAAGUGGAGCCAAUGACUGUUGAUAAAUUGAUAGAGGUCUUACAAAAAUACAUCCUAGAAGCUAAAUGCUGAGUGAUUUUAAUAUAGAACACAAACUUUCAUCUAAAAUAAUGGGGGACAUAAUAACCCGCAUGUUUACAAGAGACUUUGUCUGCUCGUUCACCUGAAAUUCUCUCAGUUUCACAUUCGAAACAGUUGUUUAAUCACCUAAAAAUGUCGCUCCUGCAAAUUAUUAUUUCAACAAUUCUCAGUAUACAGUUCAUUCAAAUUGACUCAAAGUCACUCGAUAAUCCGUUGACACUAAAAAAUUUACAACUUACUGCUCCAUUAUUUCAACCUAAAGUAAAUUUUUCAUCACCAAUCAACGCUAAACAAUCAAUGACAGUACGAGCAAUAAAGCCGAUCGGCCAAAAUCGCCAUGGAAAAUUUUUUUACUCUCCAUCAUUUCUUACUGGUUUGGGAAUCGGGAGCUUAGCAAGUUCAGCAGCAUUGUCCUCAUCUCCGCCGAUGUUAUCACCAAAUUCAGAACCGCUGUCACGAAGAAACUCACGACCAAUGAACAUGUUCAUGGAGACAAAUCAAAGUUUGCCGAGACCUCAAAUUCCUAUGCCACCGCAUUAUUUGAAUCCUUACGACGCAAAUUAUCCAUACCUUGCACUUUCAACAAGUCUGUUUGAUCAUUCGCUUCGCUCGAUUUACAGCUUGCUGGAAAACUUGAAGAAUCAGUUGGCGAACAGGGAAACUACUAAAGAGCCAACCAGAGUAACUGUCAAAAAUGUAAACGACGAAAUUAACAACAGUGCCGAGGAGACUUCCAACGUUAAAAUUGUGAGCAAAGAUGAUGGAAGUCAUUUUGGCGUCGUCGAUCGCACUAUUUUAAAAGAUGUCAUUAAAGAAUCCAUUGAAGAGAUAAACAAAGAUUUAGAACAAAGGCAAGUAACGAAUAUUCGAGCCAUUAAGAACAAUACAAAUAUCACAGAAACGAACAAGCAAAAUCAAACUGAGAAUACCAGCACAAAUAGUCCUGUCACAACUCCAACUCCAAUACCAACUACGGUGUCACCAAUUAUUACAACUUCUAAGCCGGGAUAUCAUGGUGGUAAUCCACAGCCCAUAAAUAAUGUAAAUUUAAUAAAUGGAUUUCCAUCAACUGAAUAUGGGCAUCCUCACAAUGAAAUUCAUUAUGGCCCACCGCCAAGUAUUUUUGAUCAUGGAAAUAUCAAUGGGUAUGGCCAUGAUCAUGUAUUUGCACAAAAUCAUCUUCAUGAUCAUGGAUUUGCGCAAACCCAUCCUCAUGAACAUGAAGUAUUUAAUCCAGACUACUAUCAUUCUGAGUCAUAUUAUGGAGCUCCAGAAAAUCACUCGCCAGCAGAUUCUUUUCCGUCACCAACCGCCGAAAACUGGCCCGUCUAUCCACCUUAUGCAAGGGCAUUCAAAGUUUCCAGUAAAACUAUACCGAAAACAAAUAUUUUUAGGCCAAGUAAACUAGUAUAAACAUUAGUUUAAUCAUUUUUGCUUUUAUAAAUAAAUAUUUUUUUGCAUUGCUUAACUUUGUUAACUAAUGAUUAUAAAAACAUGCAUGGAUUUACCAAUCUUUUAAAAUUAUUUAUCAUUUUUAAGUACAAUAAUUUAAUUUAAUCGAAUUCAGGCAUGUACUAAAAAAACUUAAAUUUAAAAGAACAGUAAACUUUAUAAUGUAACCACAUAUUUUUAUUGACACAAUUGUGUGAGUAGAUUGCACAGAUGUACUAUGAAAAUACAGUACCUAAAUAAUAGAUGGCUUAUAAAAAUUGAGCAGCAUUUAUCAAGUUACGGUAUCAAUAAAAAUAAAAAUAGUAUUUAAGUAUAA
Cotesia glomerata is the source of this 3160-nucleotide messenger RNA. RefSeq lists its product as uncharacterized. The transcript has 6 exons. The coding region runs from base 1525 to 2805 and encodes 426 amino acids. The record is from RefSeq and is a predicted model, not a curated record. NCBI's taxonomy places the organism in Eukaryota, Metazoa, Arthropoda, Insecta, Hymenoptera, Braconidae.